Messenger RNA from Dermochelys coriacea (leatherback sea turtle), 1344 nucleotides. RefSeq names its product glutathione S-transferase omega 1 (gene GSTO1). The coding region runs from base 262 to 990 and encodes 242 amino acids. Gene Ontology annotation, molecular function: glutathione transferase activity; glutathione dehydrogenase (ascorbate) activity. The transcript has 7 exons. Gene Ontology annotation, biological process: glutathione metabolic process. The record is from RefSeq and is a predicted model, not a curated record. NCBI's taxonomy places the organism in Eukaryota, Metazoa, Chordata, Testudines, Dermochelyidae. Gene Ontology annotation, cellular component: cytoplasm.
UGUGUGCAUUUGCUUCCCCCCCCCGCCGCUUGCCUAACUAACUAUCGGAGGGAGGGGGGUGAAUCUGCUGCUCCCCCCCCCACCUGGCUGGGGAGGGUGGAAAAGGGGUAGUUUCUGCAGCUCCUUCCCCUUUAACUUCCCGCUGUGCACGAGGGGGCGGGAUGGACCCCGAGGAGCCCUGGCUCUUCAGCCGCCCGGGCGGCGUGCGUCGGCCUGCAGCGCGCUGGCGGAGCUCGGCGCCCCGGGUGUCCGCGGCCAGCAAUGGCCGGGGAGCGCGCUCGCAGCUUGGGGAAAGGGAGCACUGCUCCAGGGCCUGUGCCCGAAGGACUGAUCCGUGUGUACAGCAUGCGCUUCUGUCCCUUUGCAGAGAGAACACGUCUUGUCUUGAAAGCCAAAGACAUUAAGCAUGAAACAAUCAACGUCAAUCUGAAAAACAAACCUGACUGGCUGUUUGAGAAAAAUCCCUUUGGUUUGGUACCUAUUCUGGAGACCAGCAAGGGUCAGCUGAUCUACGAGUCUCUAAUCACAUGCGAGUAUUUGGAUGAAGCAUAUCCUGGGAAGAAGCUUCUACCUGCUGACCCUUAUGAGCGAGCAUGUCAAAAGAUGCUCUUGGAAAGAUUCUCCAAGUUACAACCUCUAGCCUUCAAACAUCUUCUGGCCGUUAAAAAUGGGGAGGACAGUUCAGCGCUGAAAGUGGAGUUAAUUGAGAAGCUUGGCGAAUUUGAGGAGAUUUUAGCCGGUCGCAAGACUGUGUUCUGUGGUGGGGACUCUGUGUCCAUGAUUGACUAUAUGAUCUGGCCUUGGUUUGAACGACUGGAAUUCUUCCAGUUGCCUAACUGUCUGCAGCACACCCCAAAGCUCAGGCAAUGGGUGGAAGCCAUGAAGAAGGAUCCUGCCGUCAAGGCUACGAUGACUGACACGCAAGCACUCAAAGGCUUUUUUGAGCUGUAUGUGAAGAACAGUCCUGAGGCAUGCGACUAUGGGCUGUGAGAUGAGGGAGGGCAUCUCCCUGUCACAAAUGUAGCUUCUGUUGCCUCUGGGCACCUGCAGCACUGCAUUUGGCUGGGAUGCUGCAGUUCUGUGCUUGCAUUUUAAAAUAGGAAUAAAUCUGUGUAGGAAAGGAUGAGAAACCUCCGUGAAGUCCGUCCUUCCUGGUGGGAGGAGGGAGUGCUGGCCUCAGGCAGGAGAUGAGAGAUCACUGACUGAUGUAUAUACAACUGCUAAAGAUGUAACCCUUCACUAUCUCUGUCCUCUUCGUUUGUACAGAGUGAUGCCUGUUUGGUUGCUUUAUGAUUUGGUUUUUGUGAUUCUGGUACUUGAGCAAUAGAGGAGGAAAUCUUUUUU